AUGAAUCUAAUCUCGCUAACUGUAUUAGCUCUCUUGUUUAGCUCUACUAUUGGAGUAAAAUCUCACUUUAAAAUCAAAAAUCCUUUCAAAGUAAACAAAUAAUAAUCUAAGUUUAGCUGCACAUCAGCUAUUGAGAGAUGGAAAUCAGGCCCUGGAGAUUAUAAGAGCAUUUUCAAAACUUAACCAGCUAACUGGAUCGAUUAAUAAUUCCAGCCAAACGAAGAUGCUAUUGCCUGGCCUUAACCCUUGACUGCCAAUGAGUUAACAGGUUAUAAGUCAGCAUCAUGGGAAAGACUAGGUUAAUUAAAUCCUAAGAGUACACUUUUCGGUACUUCUGGGUAUAUCAAUGACAUCGUUCAAGGUAACAUAGGAGACUGUUACAUGCUAUCUGGUUCUGCUGCUGUUGCAGAAGAUAAUGAAAGGUUCAAAUAAAAUUUUGUCUCACUCGAAAAAAACAACGCUGGAAUCUAUGGAUUUAAUGUUUGGGUUAGAGGAAUUCCUUUUGUUCAAAUCAUUGAUGACAGUGUUCCCUACGAUAAAAAGCAAAAAGAAUACAUAAUGGCUGGAGUCGGAGAAGAUGGUGCUCUUUGGGGGCCACUUCUAGAAAAAUCAUGGGCUAAGACUGUUGGAAACUAUGAGAUUGCAGGUCUCGGUGGAUCUUAAUCAGAGGUUGUAAACUAUCUUACAAAUGCUCCCUCAGAGAUAUUUGAUACAAAAGAUCUUAACGCUGCUUCAAUGUUUGAGAUCUUAAACUCAGCUGAUGACAAAAACUUCAUAAUGACGAUCGGAACCCCUGGUGGGAGUGAUAAAGAUAUAUGCCUAUAUAACCUGCCUUGUGGUCACGCAUACACUUUGAUUGAUUCAACAAUAGUCAAGAGUGCUGAUGGCAAGUAGUAAUACAAGCUAGUACAAGUAAGAAAUCCCUGGAGAGCAGAUUAAGAUUUCAAUGGUAAAUGGAACGAUAAUGCAAAAAUUUGGAGCACUCCGGGUUAAACAUUUGCCAAAUAAGUUAAUCUUGAAAAGAAAGAUGAUGGGCUUAUGUGGAUGGAAGAUUUUGAAGUUCUUAAAGCAUUUGACUAAUUUGAAAUCGGAUAUUAUAGACCUGGCUGGAAACACUCUUGGUACGAAAAACUUAAUGAUGAUGGAGAAACUUCUCAAUACUUCAUUACAUUAGAUGCACCAACCUUAUUGGAUAUCAAAGUAGAGUUUUAUAAUCCAAAGAUGUACGGAUAUGACUGUAGAGGAGAAGAAAUAUCUGGAGGUUAAUUAUAACUAAUCCAAGUAGGAAGUAACAAGGUUCUACAAUCAAAGGAGAUUACAGAUUCAGAUAGAAAUGGCUAUAUCAAUCAGAGCUCAUCACCAGUGGCAGCCGGCAAGUACAGGAUUGAAAUUCAAGUUUAAUGGACUGACAAAGAUGUUAAAGAUUAUACUCUCUCAAUUUACUCUGCUAAAAAGAUAACCAUUACCGAUAGUAAGGGUUAGUCAAAUGAAAUUGGAGCGCAUGACUACUCUCUAAGAUAAUGA
This is a messenger RNA of Stylonychia lemnae, 1524 nucleotides long. The record is from the annotation of a GenBank genome assembly. Lineage: Eukaryota; Ciliophora; Spirotrichea; Sporadotrichida; Oxytrichidae.